Melospiza melodia melodia is the source of this 6239-nucleotide messenger RNA. It is a transcript of the gene ZNF638, whose product is annotated as zinc finger protein 638. Bases 135 to 6017 code for a protein of 1960 amino acids. Gene Ontology annotation, molecular function: zinc ion binding; RNA binding. The record is from RefSeq and is a predicted model, not a curated record. The transcript has 17 exons. NCBI's taxonomy places the organism in Eukaryota, Metazoa, Chordata, Aves, Passeriformes, Passerellidae. Gene Ontology annotation, cellular component: nucleus.
AAUCACGGGAAGGAAUUCCCAGCUGUGGGAAAAGGGCUGGGAAUGCCUUGCCCAAGUCCUGACCUCGAUGAGAGAACAUCUGGGCUGCUGUGGGUGAGGAAUUCUCCAGAGGGAAGGACCAUGGCACCCUCUGGAUGGGCAGCACAGGAAAGAGGAGGAAAAUCCAGGUUCUUCCAGAACAUUCCAAGAUUUUGCCAUCAAACAAAGGAAGAGCAGGGGAUUUGCAAAGGAGAUCCAGGUCUUGGGAGUGGACUUGCUUUGUGUUGUUCUUGGAAAGUUUCGCACCACUUGUGAAUUCCCUGAACCUUGGCCUUGCCAGCCCCCUUGUGUUGGGCCCUCCUCCUUUUCAGCUUGCCCAAAUUAAGACCCACUUGGCUCUCCAGCACUUGGCUGCCGGCGGCGGGCGGGCGCCUCCCCACGCUGGCGUCCGCCAGGCAUUGCUGAAAGACGCAAUGUUUAGCCCCAGAGGAACCUUGCCCCCGAGGCCCAGAGGACCCAACCCGGCGGGCACCAAACCCCCGGCAGCGUUCGGGGCCGGCGGCGCGGCGGGGCCUCCCAGGAAAGCCGCGCCCGCGACGCCCCAAGGAGCGCCCCAGAGAUUCUCGGGGCAGGAGUGGACGGGUUCGCAGAGGAUCAACGUCCGCGUCACGCUGCACAGGGCCGAUCCCAGGAAAGUCAAGGAGAAGACCGGCCUGCACCAGGAGCAGAAGGGAGACCCCCGUGCCACUCGCUGGGAUGGCGGCCCCUGCCCCGCCGGCACCGCCGGGCCGAAGCCGCCCGGCCCGGCGCCGGUCUUGGAGCAGAACUCCAACCCCCAGAACCGCUACACGCCCGAAAGCGCCUCCAGCAUUUUAGCGAGCUUCGGGCUGUCCAACGAGGACCUGGAGGAGCUGAGCCGCUACCCCGACGACCAGCUGACGCCCGAGAACAUGCCGCGGAUCCUGCGGGAGAUCCGCAUCCGCAAGAUGGGCCACGCCGUGCCCGGCUUGCACGCUCCGAGCCGGGGGGAGGAGCCGGUGGGCGAGAGCAGCGGCACCGCCGUCAAGAGCAAAGUGAUCGACUACGGCCACGCCAGCAAGUACGGCUACACCGAGGACCCGCUGGAGAUCCGCACCUACAACCCCGAGGCGCUGCCCGAGGAACCGCUGGAAGCGCGCGUCUUCAAUCCCGAAAGCUCGAGCGCGGAGAGCCGGGAAGAAUUCCAGCGGGAGCAGAGCGUGCCGGUGGCCGUCCCACCGCCCAACGUGCCCAACGUGCCCAACGUGCCGUGCAACCCCGUGUUCCCGGCCGAAGACCUCAUCAAGCUGCCGGCCUUUCCCGCCGACUCCUCGCCCGCUCCGUCGUUUUUCCCGGCCGAGCCGCCGGCCAAGGUGCCGGUGCUGUGCAGCGCCACGCCCACCGUGCUGCCGGUGGUGAAGCCGGCGUCCCAGCCGCCCAUGCCGCCGGUGCUGCCGCCCAUCCUGCCGGCGCUGCUGCCCACGCCGCUGCCGCAGCCCAUGCUGCCCCCGGUGAUGCCGCCGCUGGUCCAGCCGCCCGUGACCCAGCACGUGUUGCCGCCCUUGACGCCGCCGCCCUUCUCGGCCGGGCUCCUGGCCGCCAUCAGCCAGCACGAGCAGAAGCAGCGCGACGCCGGCAGCGCCCAUCCCGGGCCCGGCGCCCAUCCCGGCCCCAGCGCCCAUCCUGGGCCCAGUGCCCAUCCCGGCCCCAGCACCCAUCCCAGGCCCAGCACCCAUCCCGGGCCCAACACCCAUCCUGGGCCCAGCGCCGCCGGCGGGGCCUCGGCGGGACACAAACCGUACCACAAACCCUACCACUCACCAGCACAGGAGCCCAUCAAAUCCCCGUUCGGGGUGGUGAAGGCGUCCUGGCUGCCCGUGUUCCCCGAGAAGAGCAAACGCCUGCCCACCCCGUCCAUGAUGAACGACUACUAUGCCACGUCGCCGCGAAUAUUCCCACAUUUGUGUUCUCUGUGUAACCUUGAAUGCACUCAUAUGAAGGAUUGGAUCCUGCACCAGAACAACCCCGAGCACCUCGAGAGCUGCCGCAGGCUGCGCCAACAAUAUCCCGAGUGGAAUCCUGAGGCUCACUCCUCCAGCAGGCAUGGCGCCGAGCGCAAGGAGAACCGCACCCCGCGCCGCCGCUCGCUGUCCCCGCCCAGCCCGUCCCGCCGCCGCUCCCGCCCGCCGCCGCCGCCGCUCCCGCCCGGCUCCUCCUCGCGCCGCCGCCGCUCCCGCUCGCGCAGCCCCGGGAGGCUCCGGCGGCCGCGCUCGCGCAGCCCCGGCGGGCGGCACCUCCCGCGGCCCCGCUCCCGCUCCCGGUCCCGCUCCCGCCCGCGCAGCCUGGCCAGGGGCAGCCCCCGGCCCCACCGGAGCCGCUCCGACAGCGCAGAGCGACCCCGCGGCAGCCGGCCCAGCCGCUCCUCCGAAGCCCGCCGGGCGGCGCUGGAGGCCGUGAUGCGCACGCUGGGCCCGGGCCCCACAGCCCGCCGGGCGGCGCUGGAGGCCGUGAUGCGCACACUGGGCCCGGGCUUCCUGGCCGAGUUCCAGAGGCACAAAUCCCUGCAGGAUUCCCUGGGCUCCGGGAAAGCCCUGGGGGUUCCCCGCAAACCCUCCCGGGGCACCCCAAAAACGCCCCGCAAGGAGGGCGGGGCCGGGCCCAGCGGCGCCCCCGAAGCCACCGGGGGGACCCCCAAAAAGGACCGGGAGCAGCAGCAGCAGGAGGAGGAGGAGGAGGAGGAAGAGGAGGCGGGGAAGAGUCAGCCCUACAACAGGCUGCUGCGGGAGGAGCUGCUGAGCUGCGGCACGGUGCUGCAGAUCUCGGAGCUGCCGGAUUCGGGAUUUUCCGACCAGGACAUCAAGCGGUUGGUGCAGCCCUUCGGGAAGGUCAGCGACCUCAUCGUGCUGCGCUCCCGCAACGAGUUUGGGGGAUUUUUUGCAGAGGGGUUUCAGAAAUUGGAGCUGGUGUGUGCAGGGCUGCACUUCGGCAAGGUGGAGCACUGUGCUGUGCUCAGCAACCGCCACCGGGCAAUCCUGCACCUUGACAGCCCCAAAUCCGCGCGCUCCAUGCACAGUUUCCUGCAGCAAUAUCCAUAUUCCAUAGGAGAACACACACUCACCUGCUCCUUGUCCUCCCACGGAGACAUUCCUGAGGCUGAAACCGGGAAAAAGGAAGUGAAGAGAGAGGAUGGGAGCAAAGGAAGGUACAGCCUGCGAGGAUUUUUGGGAAUUUUAUCCAUUUCUUUUCCCUCUUGGAAUGUUCAUCCACGAUUAGGGAUUGCUGAGCCUCCCUCCAGCUGUGUCCUGCUGCUCCUCCUUCCCACUCCAUGUCCUCCAGAGCCAAAAUAUUUGGGAUUCAUUAAAAAAAUCAUGGAAAAAUGGCGUGAAACCCCAAUUUCUGUGGAGUUUUUCCUUGUUUUUUCCCCUGCUCAUGUCCUGGCUCCUCUUGUUGCUUUUAUUCCAUCCUGCAGCUCUUCCCUCUAUCCCUGCCUCAGGAAUGCCUUUUCCCGACUGCUGAAUUCCCAGAAAUUUUUAGGAAUUUUUGUUAGAUAUGGCUUCGAUCCCUUUUUUUCUGUGAUUCCAACUCGGAUUUCCUCUGGCUUGAAAAAAAUCCCAGAGGGAUCGGGAACGGUGCAAAAACCAGCUGGGAAUCCAUCGGGAGAGGCCAAGAAAGGCCAAAUUCCCACCCGAAAUGUCCCAGAGGAGAUUCCAGCGGGACAACUGGAGAUUCCCGAGUCGCAGGCCGGAGGAGCAGCGAGGGAAUCACCCACAGGGAUGGACGUGGAGGGGUUGGAUCCUGGAAUUCCUGUGGAUCCUGCUGGCAGCAAAUCGCCCGGAGCGGGGUCGGAGGAGAAACCGGCGCCGCUUUCCCGAGUGGGGACGGACAAAUCUCGGGAUGGGCCGGAGCUGGAAAUCCUCCAAAAGGAGGAUGAGGAACCCUCUGCUCCCGCUGUGGAACCUCUGGAAUCAUCCAGCAAGGCCACCCCAGCAGCCGGAGGAACGCCGGGAGCCAUCCCUGGAGUGUCCCCGAGCUCGGAGGAGGCUCCCGCGGUGUCACCCGGUGUCACCCAGCCCAGCGCGGAGCCGACUGCUCCGGAGAAAACCCCCGUUCCCGAGGCUGGGAAAGGCAGCCAGGAAACGUCCACGGAGAGGAAAGCUGUCCCAAAAACUCUGCACGCUCCAGGGAAUAAACUGGACGUGGCUGGAGCAGAGAGAGAGGCGACAGCGGAGGAAUCCGUGCCCAAACUUGGGGAAAAUCCAGGGAAGACUGGGGGCAAGGCUGGGACAGAACUGGAGAAAACAGCGGGAAAAACAUCCUCCAAGGGUGGGGAGAACUCUGGGAAUGCUGUUGGUGAGACGCACGGGGCAAGUUCGGUUAAAAUCCCACAAAAUAAAGGGAUGGGAGCUGCAAAAUCAGAGGAAAACCACGCGGCCGCUCCGGUAAAUCCCGCUGCGUCCCUGAAGGAAUCUUGCAUUGGGAAAACCCUGCUGAAGGCUGUGGUGUCUGUCCCGGACAUCCUGAAACAGAAAAUUCCCGUCAGGAUCACCGAGCCUUCCCUGGGAAGAGCUGGGGAGCAGAAAAUCCCCCCCAAAGCAGGACUGGAGAAGAAAAUCCCACCCAAAACCGCGGCUCAGCCGGGAGCUGGGAGCAGCCAAUGGAAGGGGAACGGAAAUUCCGGACUGGAAGCACAGGGAGACGGCGGGAAGAGCUCAUCCCAGCAGGAAAAGGAUUCCCAGCUGGAAUCCCCGACGAGUUCAAAGCAGAGCCAGCAGGGAGAGAGCGGAACAUCUGGCACCAAGGAAAAUCCUGGUGGGAAUCAGGCUCCUGGUGGGGGCGGUGCUGCAGCUUUGAAAAGCAGUGCCGGCAGCACUGGAAAACAGAAGGAGGAGGAAGAGCUCUUCCCGUUUAACCUGGACGAGUUCGUCACGGUGGACGAGGUGCUGGAGGAAGCCGAGUCUCCGGUGAUGCCGCGGCGGAACCCCCCGAGGGGGAAGAGAAAAGAAGCCCCCAAAGCCAACCCUCCGGAGCCGGCGCCCAAGAAGAGGAAAGGGAAGAGUUGCGGAGCCGAAGGUGAGCUGUCCUUUGUCACCUUGGAUGAGAUCGGGGAGGAGGAGGAGGAGGCCCCGGUGCCGCUGCCGGGCGUCGACCCCCAGGGCCUGGUGGUGGUGGAUGAGGUGGUGGAAGAGGAGGAGCUGUCGGAAGCGGUGAAGGAUCCGCAGGCGCUGCUGACGCUGGAUGAGAUCUCGGAGCAGGAGGAGCCGGGCUCCCACGGGAACGGGCCCCGGGGGGAAUUUGAGGAGCGGGAUCUGAAGGCCGAGCCCUUGGUGACCGUGGAUGAGAUUGGGGAGGUGGAGGAGCUGCCCCUCAACGAGCCCGCGGAGCUGAGCGCCGCCGAGGAGGGGAAAACCAACCCCGGGGAUGGCGCGGCCUCCCAGGUGCCCGACGAUCCCAACGCCUUGGUGACCGUGGAUGAAAUCCAGGAGGACAACGAGGACAAUCCUCUGGUGACUCUGGAUGAGGUCAACGAGGACGAGGAUGAUUUCCUGGCCGACUUCAAUCACCUCAAAGAGGAACUGAACUUUGUUACAGUCGACGAAGUCGGCGAUGAAGAAGAAGAAAGCACUUUCCCAGGGAAGAACCCGCCCGAGGAUGAAGAUGACGAAGAUAUUGUUGCUGUUGCAGGACCAGAAGAAAUGGGAAUUCUAGGAGAUACAAAUCCAGAGGAUGAAAUGGCUGAAAUCUCCAAGCCAAAAGCAGCUCAGCUGGGAUCAGAAGAUGCAGAACCAAAACCUCAGCAGAAGAAAACGACUUUUCCAGGUGUCCCCAAGACGCAGAGCACUCCCAAAGCUCUGGAUAUCCUGGUCCCCAAGGCCGGAUUCUUCUGCCAGAUCUGCUCCCUCUUCUACGCCGACGAGCCCUCCAUGAUCAACCACUGCAGGACCCCCCUGCACCGGCAGAACAUGGAGAAAUUCAUGGCCAAGCAGCAGGAAAGCGGCGGGGAGGAGCCGAGCUCCAGGUGAUGGAGCUUCCCAGGAACCACACUUGGGGGCCAGUCAGUUCUGUGUGUUCGGAUCUCCUUCGUCAUUCGGGGUCGGGAAGGAGCAUCCACGGUGUAAAAAAUCGGAGCCGGGAACAGACAAAACCCAAAGCAGGAGAGGGUUGGAAUUGUGUCUCCGAUCAUCCGACGUGGGAGAGACUGUUGCAGGUGUCUCCAGGAAAUAAAUGUUCUUACUGUAUAGUUA